Cornus florida is the source of this 441-nucleotide messenger RNA. Its product is annotated as TMV resistance protein N-like. The transcript has a single exon. Bases 1 to 441 code for a protein of 146 amino acids. The record is from RefSeq and is a predicted model, not a curated record. Lineage: Eukaryota; Viridiplantae; Streptophyta; Magnoliopsida; Cornales; Cornaceae. Gene Ontology annotation, biological process: signal transduction.
AUGGCAGAAGGUUCAUGGACUUGCGAUGUCUUCUUGUCCUUCAGGGGUCCGGAUACUCGCCGUUCCUUGACUUCCUGUACUACGCAUUGGUGGAGCGUGGGUUUUCGAUGUUCAGAGACGACAAUAAAACUUAAACGCGGAGGAGCAAUCGGGCCGGGACUGCUUAAAGCCAUUGAGGAAUCAAGGGUCUCCAUUGUGGUAUUAUCGAGAAACUACGCGUCCUCAAGAUGGUGCAUGGAUGAGCUUGAGAAGAUCAUGGAGUGCAGGAGGACUUUGAGACGGGUUGUUCUUCCUGUUUUUUAUUGCGUAGAACCGUCCGACGUGCGGCUGCAGACGGGAGUGUACGCCGACACAUUUGCCUCGCAUGAACAGCUCUUUGGAGACGACCAGGUUCAGAGGUGGAGAGCUGCUUUGACUGAGGUUGCCUAUGUUUUGUAUUGA